Brugia malayi is the source of this 639-nucleotide messenger RNA. RefSeq lists its product as uncharacterized. The coding region runs from base 1 to 639 and encodes 212 amino acids. Lineage: Eukaryota; Metazoa; Nematoda; Chromadorea; Rhabditida; Onchocercidae. Gene Ontology annotation, cellular component: plasma membrane; cytoplasmic vesicle membrane. The record is from RefSeq and is a predicted model, not a curated record. Gene Ontology annotation, biological process: endocytosis; molting cycle, collagen and cuticulin-based cuticle. The transcript has 4 exons.
AUGCUUGAUUGGAUAUUUCAAAUUCUAGUAUUUACUCCAGUACUAUUAAAAAUUCACUCUUGUUCAUUCAAUAUUUCAAGGAAAGGCAACAAAAGAUGCAAGUCACCUUUCAAAAGUUAUUGCGAAUUUUUGAUGCAUCCUGUUACGAGAAUUACUUUAUUCUGUAUUCUUAUUCCUUUUUGGAUCUAUAAUAUAUAUCUUGCGCUUCGAAUGGAGGAAAAUUUUACACCGCAAAAAACAAUCCGAUCAGAUUCUUUUCUUACUGAUUCGUUGCCAAUUCUUGAAAAUGUACGCAAUUCAGGUUUAAGUCGAACAAUGUAUAGCAGUGGAACUGCCACAGUUGACAAAAUAUCCUUUGACUUGUGUAUUCAUGGAUAUGGUAGUUGGCGUGAUCGAGCUUUUAUUCAUAAACAGGUCCGAGAAAAGAUGCCUGAAGAAAUGCUGGUAUACGAUUACGACUGCACUUUGUUUGAUAUCAUAUUGACAGCUCGAGAAACGAUGCUUCAGUCAUGUGUCAUUACAUCUAUCACCAUGCUUGCCAUUUGCACACUGUUCAUCCCAAGCGCUCGAGCUACUGCUUUCGUCUUCCUUUCAAUGAUUUCAGUCACAACGGGAAUAGUAGGAGGUUUAAGUGCAUGA